AUGUCCUCACGCGUCGUGACGCCGUUCUUUUUGGCGCGGCGAAAACAGUUCUGGGCCUUUGCUGCGAGGUGUCCAUCUGGUGCCAUGCCAACCUUUGCGCAAGCCGUGGCGUCGGCACAGGCCAAGGCCCCCUUGAUGCGGGCCACGUCUAUGGAGGAGGCGGCAGAAGACGUGGAGAUGACGUCGUUCAGCUCAGGGCUGGUUGAUGCAGGAGAGACCUUCCAGUUGGAUCGCAAGGCCUUUGAAAUCAGCUACGCCCUUAGCAACGAGGCGCUCAGCGAGACCCAGACCUUCAACUUCUGCCGCAGCGCGCGGAAGUCCAUCCUGUUGAGUCUCGGGGUGUCGGCGCACGCGGCGGGCAACACGGAACAAGCUCAGGUGGAUAUCUUGACGCCAUAUGCCAAGGCCUCCAACCAGGCGUGCAUGAACGCCUAUAUGGCUGUGGUCCUGGGUCCAGGAACCUUUCGACUUUCGCGGGCCAUUUCCAGAUGUGGCUGGCUGAUCGGCUUCGGAGCGUUGUUGUGCUUGUCCUUGAUGCACAUCUUCAUUUGUCUCAGAUUGGUGGAGGUGCCUCAGCUGAUUCGUCAAGAUGUGCCUAACGCCACCUUUCUAGCCAAGCUCUUUCUGACACGUCGCGCCUACUGGGUGGUGGCGGUGCUCUCUGUGGCGAGUUGGUUUGGUGCCUCUGCCAUCCAGCUAUCGAAUGUCAUCAGCAACAUCCUGACAGUGGUGGCUUUUGAUGUGGCAGAAUAUGCGGAUGUGCACAAGUUUCGAAAUACCGCCCCGUUUGGCUGGAAGCUCUUUGCCGUCAUGAUGUUGGCAGUAACCAUUGUGCCGCUGUCCCUGAAGUCCAGCGCGAAAGAUUUGCAAACCAAGGCGUCCUAUGCGGUCUAUGCCAUGCUGGCUAUUGGUGCGGUGGAAAUGUGCUGCGCCUUCAUUCAUGGCACGUUUCAGCUUUUAGGUCCCAAUCCUAUUGAUUAUGAUAUGGUGGGCAGUAACAUCAUCGAUGGUCUCUUUGAUAUGGCCUUAGCUUUUGGUGGCAUUGCAAUCUUGCCGUACGUCCUGGCCGAUAUGCUUGAGCCCCAAAAUGCCCGCAAGGUUGUGACGAAAGCCACCACGCGCAUCAUGUUUUUCUACUUGGCCGUGGCCAUGGUGGGAUACUUCGGCUGGGCCAACUCCAUUCAGAUCAUGACGCCUCUGCAGAUGAUGAUGUCCAUGAGUUUUGGGUACCAAUCCUGUGCGCGCAUCAUCAGUUUGUUGUUCAUCAUCAAGACACUGACCACCUUUCCCCUGACUUUCUGGCCUCUAUACAGAGAAGUCGAAUCUCUCUUGCAACUGGAUGAAGUCCUAGGGGUUCAGCUCCACCUGCCCUGGGCUGUGCGUCGUCAGAUGGUUCUGAAGGUUGCGACCAAGAUCUGUUUGGUGACGAUGUGCCUACUGACCUUACUGCUGAAUGGCCAAAGUAGCCAUCGGAUGGUUCUUCUGUUCAUGGGUAUCCCUCUGAACGUCUGCCAUUUCGCAUUUCCCGCUUGUGUUGGAUGCCUGGCAAUUCGAAGACAUUGGCAGCUGUUGAAGACCGGGCAAGAGGCGCGCGAAGACACGGUGGAAUAUAUGUUUCACAGUAAGAAGAUCCACUACUGGUCUGUACAUGUCAUGGCCGCUGUGAUGAUCGCCAUAUGUUUGGGGCUCUCCAGUUAUAUGGUGCUCAACCUGCAAAGUGCCCCAGAUCCGCAAGAUGGUUGUUCCUUGUGGGACAAAUCUUGUGACAUCGAUCCCGGGGACCGAGUUCCGUGAUGCUGAAAAAUCUGAGUCAGGAUGGGGAUGGGGAGGGGUGGAACACCAAGGGUCACCAAGGUCAUCCCUGAUCCGACAGGUCUACUAGGUCUACUAUGUUGAUGUUUGGGAACUAGGCUACCAAGCUGUUGAAGGACAUAGACACAAGUGG
Cladocopium goreaui is the source of this 1945-nucleotide messenger RNA. The record is from the annotation of a GenBank genome assembly. Lineage: Eukaryota; Dinophyceae; Suessiales; Symbiodiniaceae.